UCCAUCCUGGGCAGGGCAAGGCAGGAGCGUAGGGAAGUCCCCUCUUCCCUCAGCCAAAGGCAGGUCCAGGAUGGAACAUUCCUGCUCGCUCCUGCUGCUCUGUGUUAGUUUCAUUUUUGCACGAGCUCUGCCACCCAAUGGAACUGAGCUGCCCAAAACAACCACAACAACCAACUCCACCGAGGAGAACACCUUACACAAGGAGCUGCUGACCUCCCUGCUGAUCCUGGUGCUGGUGGUGAUCAUUUUCGUGGUGCUGGUGGGGUAUUUUUUCAGGUUCAGGAGGCACAGGAAAGCUGUGGUCACCUCCGGAGACAAGAAGAUGCCAAAUGGGAUCUUGGAAGAGCAAGAGCAGCAGCGGGUCAUGCUGCUCAGCAGGUCCCCCUCGGGCCCCAAGAAGUAUUUCCCCAUCCCCGUGGAAAACCUGGAGGAGGAGAUCCGGAUACGCUCGGCCGACGAGGGGAAGCUCUUCAGGGAGGAGUUUAAUUCAUUAACGUCUGGAUAUGUGCAGGGAACGUUUGAAAUGGCAAAUAAGGAAGAAAACAGGGAGAAGAACAGAUAUCCCAACAUCCUGCCAUAUGAUCAUUCCAGAGUGAUUUUGACCCAAAUUGACGGAGUCCCACCUUCAGACUACAUUAAUGCAUCAUAUAUAGAUGGCUAUAAAGAAAAGAAUAAAUUUAUAGCAGCACAAGGACCCAAGCAGGAGACAGUCAAUGACUUCUGGAGGAUGAUCUGGGAGCAGAAAUCAGCCAUCAUUGUCAUGCUAACCAACCUGAAAGAAAGAAAGGAGGAGAAGUGCUUCCAGUACUGGCCUGACCAGGGCUGCUGGACGUACGGCAGCGUCCGCGUGUCCGUGGAGGAUUCCAUGGUGCUGGUGGAUUACACCAUCCGCAAGUUCUGCGUGCACUCGCUCCACGAGGGAUGCAAAGCUCCAAGGCUCGUCACACAGCUCCACUUCACCAGCUGGCCGGAUUUUGGGGUGCCUUUCACACCUAUUGGCAUGCUGAAAUUCCUGAAAAAAGUCAAAACCUUGAAUCCUGCCCAUGCUGGACCAAUUGUGGUUCACUGUAGCGCGGGCGUGGGGCGCACGGGCACCUUCAUCGUCAUCGACGCCAUCAUCGACAUGAUGCACGCGGAGCAGAAGGUGGAUGUCUUCGAGUUCGUCUCCAGGAUCCGCAACCAGCGGCCCCAGAUGGUUCAGACUGAUAUGCAAUAUUCCUUCAUUUACCAAGCCUUACUUGAGUACUACCUCUACGGUGACACGGAGCUGGAUGUGUCAUCCCUGGAAAAACACCUCCAGACUUCCCACAGUGCAGCCCCAAACCUGGUCAAAAUAGGCCUGGAAGAGGAAUUUAAAAAGCUGACCAACGUGCGCAUCAUGAAGGAGAACAUGAGGACUGGCAACCUCCCGGCCAACAUGAAGAAAGCCAGAGUCAUCCAGAUCAUCCCCUAUGAUUUUAACAGAGUGAUUCUGUCCAUGAAAAGAGGGCAGGAGUACACAGAUUACAUCAAUGCUUCCUUCAUAGAUGGCUAUCGGCAGAAGGAUUAUUUCAUUGCCACCCAGGGUCCCCUCCCUCACACGGUGGAGGAUUUCUGGAGGAUGGUGUGGGAGUGGAAGUGCCACACCAUCGUGAUGCUCACCGAGGUCCAGGAGAGGGAGCAGGAAAAAUGCUGCCAGUAUUGGCCAUCAGAGGGCUCUGUGACUCACGGAGAGAUCACGGUGGAGAUCAAGAGUGACAGCCUGAUGGAUGCCUUCAGUGUGAGGGACUUCCUGGUUACAUAUAAUCCGAGCAACCAGGAGAAGCAGAGCAGGCUGGUCAGGCAGUUCCACUUCCACGGAUGGCCGGAGAUCGGGAUUCCUGCCGAAGGGAAGGGCAUGAUCGACCUCAUUGCAGCUGUGCAGAAGCAGCAGCAGCAGACAGGGAACCACCCCAUCACUGUGCACUGCAGUGCUGGAGCAGGGAGAACGGGAACCUUCAUAGCCCUGAGCAACAUCCUGGAACGGGUGAAGGCUGAGGGGCUCCUGGACGUGUUCCAGGCUGUGAAGAGCUUGAGGCUGCAGAGGCCACACAUGGUGCAAACACUGGAACAGUAUGAAUUCUGCUACAGAGUGGUACAAGAUUUCAUCGACAUCUUUUCAGAUUAUGCUAAUUUCAAAUGAGAAUUCUGCCUUAUUUUUUAAUUUGUCUGUAUAAAUAGUUGUAUAUUAUGUUAAUUUAUUCCGUGUCACUUGGAUUGUUGACUGAACUGUAAAUACAACAUUGUGCUGGCUCUAAAAGUUGCAUUUGCUGUAUAAAGUUGUUUCUUAAAUAUAAAUAUCUUCUAAAGCAAAGUAUAAUGUUCUUAUACUGUAUAGCACUGUAAGAUGGGAUAGAAAUCUUUAUUCUAAAUAACAAAAAAUUAAUUCAUGGAUUUUUUUUUCCCUUUGAAUUUUACGAUCUCCCACUUCUUGAAUUUUUUGACAAGUGAUUUACAGUUCAUCCUAAAAAAAGUGAAUUUGGGUGCACAUGUUUGAACAUGUUUUGUUCACCGGGGAAAUAUGUUCACCAUGAAAAUAGAUAUUUAUUUUUCCAGGUUGUUUUAAAGAGCCUCCAGGUUUUGUUGGAUUUUGAGUCAUACUAUCCACAGGAAAAAAUCAGUAGAAAUACACAUUUGAAUUUUUGAAUUAACAGAACUUUCAAAGCCCUGUUCAUUUGGGUUUUUUUCCAAAUAUUGUUUAAGUCGACUUGGAAAGGCAAUAAUGUGAUUUUUAGAGUAUUUUGCAUAUUUGAAAAGUAUAUUUUGCAGCACCUGAACUUGUCUACUUGAAGAGAAAGGCCAGAAAUGGAGUUAAAAGCAUCUCUUCUCUAUAAACACCUGCAUAACUUCCCACUUCUUUAAAAUAAGAGAUGAACUCUUAUUCCUUGUUUUGACUCAGCAGGAUAAUUAAGAGGUAAAAAUUGGAAAAAAUGUUUUAUGGACAGUUUAAUGCCAGAAACAUUGAGUAUUGUAGAAGUUCCUUCAGGUCCUUACCUUCCCAGAAAUGUUAUCAAAAAAGGACUUUCUUUAAGGGGUUUAGGGUUGUGUACAGAGAUAUAUUUUUAUUGAAAGUACUACUGAGAAUAAAAUUGGUGACAGAAAAUGUAAAAGUUUUUAUUACUGCCCCGAUCAGGGGCUGGGAAAUCCCCAAAAUCACAGGGGAUUGUUGAAUAAUUCCCAAAUUUACCUUUCCCACUCUUCCAAAAGCAUCUCUGACUUAAUGAGCACAAAGGGGUGAAUCUGUAAUUAAUUAAAUAACAAAUAUGCAACAUUUCUGUCUCGUCCAGCCAGGCUUUGGCCUUAUUUCAAACAAGCAGCUUGAACUGA
Vidua macroura (Pin-tailed whydah) is the source of this 3345-nucleotide messenger RNA. RefSeq names its product protein tyrosine phosphatase receptor type E (gene PTPRE). Gene Ontology annotation, molecular function: protein tyrosine phosphatase activity. Gene Ontology annotation, biological process: protein dephosphorylation. Bases 71 to 2161 code for a protein of 696 amino acids. The transcript has 20 exons. Lineage: Eukaryota; Metazoa; Chordata; Aves; Passeriformes; Viduidae. The record is from RefSeq and is a predicted model, not a curated record.